This is a messenger RNA of Leucoraja erinaceus (little skate), 1762 nucleotides long. Its product is annotated as guanine nucleotide-binding protein G(I)/G(S)/G(O) subunit gamma-7-like. Gene Ontology annotation, biological process: G protein-coupled receptor signaling pathway. Gene Ontology annotation, molecular function: G-protein beta-subunit binding. Lineage: Eukaryota; Metazoa; Chordata; Chondrichthyes; Rajiformes; Rajidae. Bases 798 to 1019 code for a protein of 73 amino acids. The transcript is spliced from 3 exons. Gene Ontology annotation, cellular component: heterotrimeric G-protein complex. The record is from RefSeq and is a predicted model, not a curated record.
GGCUCGAAGGGCCAAUGGCCUACUCCUGCACCUAAUUUCUAUGUUUCUGCCAUUCAGCCAGUCUUCCAUCCGUGCUAUCCGCACUAAUACCAUGGGCUCUCAUCUUGUUUGGCAGCCUCAUGUGUGGCACCUUAUCAAAGGCCUUUUGAAAUCCAAGUAACAAAUAUCAACUGAUCCCCUUUGGUCUAUCCUACUGCACUGUUCUACGGGUGUUCUUUGUUUAAAUCAUCACAAAGAUAAUAAACGGUCCCUUCGGAUUUAUCAACCCUCUCACAACUUCAAUUAUUCUCAAAGAUGCAACUUUAAACAUCUGAACAGGAGCAUUGUGCUGUGGCCCUGAAGGAUUAAAAGAAUUCCAAAGAGGCCUUAUUUUUAAAACAAAGACUUUAUAAAUAAGCAAAGAGCAGUGGAGGGAGGGAUGGGUUGUUUUGAAGUCUGACAUUUAACUGCAUGACCCCUUGGUGUGCAGGCAGCUCCCUGCCAUUUUCAAUGAGUGAGCCACUGCUCUGCAGCACCGGGAAGCAAAUGAAUCAGGGAGGGAGGUGGGAUGGAGGCAGAGUGUGAGCAAUGUGCACCAGCAUCAGUAGUACAUCAGUCAGUCUGAACACUUUGCUCCGAGCACGAGGAAAGGCUGCUGUCUCCGGUUUUACCUUCAAAGGGAAUUCUGGUUCCCAUCUGAAGUGGUUUACCUGCACCAUCUACACCAGAGCUCUGAAGAGAGAGAAUACAGAGUCCAAGAACUAGUUGCUGCCUUGGAAUUAUAGCUGGGGCUGCUCACUGCAGUUGGCACAGGCUCAAUGAUGUCCACAAAGGCAAUCACCGCAAACCACAUCGCUCACACCAGGAAGGCGGUGGAACAGCUGCGGAUGGAGGCGGGCAUCGAACGGAUUAAGAUUUCAAAAGCUGCCACAGACCUGAUGAACUACUGCGAGGAACAUGGCACAAAGGACCCACUGCUGACAGGAAUUCCAACCUCCGACAAUCCUUUCAAAGACAAGAAGCCUUGCGCCAUAUUGUAGCCUCACCGACGGAGAUUCAUCACCCAGCAUCUAUUUGGAAGCAUCAUCCAUUCCUGCAUUACCCCAGACAUACAGACCUCUCAUUCCUCAUCAGUCAAUGUAGAUGGCAUACAUUAAUAAUCUCAAUUUCUGAGCUGUAGAGAGGCAGGAGCCGGCCAGAAGGUUGGGGAGCAGCAGUAGUGAUGUACAUAUCGUAGUAACACAGCAAAGGCCCUGGGUACAAACAUUGCAAAUGGUCAUUGUUUUAUAGUGUUGAGAGAUGGGGACGAAGAGUGGGGAUGACAUGGGACCUUUCUACCUUCUCAGUCCCCUCGGUCUUUGGUUAGAACCCAAGAUGGAUUCUGGCUUCAGUCUUGAAGACAGCAAUGUGCCCUUGGAGAGGUGUAUGGUGGAGGUUCUGUGAUAAGGUUUAGGUGCCAAAGGGUGGACAAGGGAAGGUCAGUGAGAAGACUUAUUGUGUUAGGAAUCAUCAAUUUUAAUGCGUGACUGUUGGAAAUUAAAGGCAUUCUCCCGACUUCGCAUUUGACUACAGCUUUCUGAAUGUUAUGACCAGGAGACAAGAUGGAGGCAACAUGGCGGAAGGAGAUCUAUGAGUCUGUUGAGCAGUAUUAGUUCCAACUUCUCCAUGCACACACAACUACAACAGGAUCUUCCCAUCAUGUGAUUAAGAAAACUAAGAUUAUUUACUCUGCCUGCUUCCAAAAAGCAUCAAAGUGCAGGGGUGAGAGGGUCUGAUCGGGUAA